AUGUGCGGUAAGGAAGUAAAACAACCAAAAAAAAAGAGUAAUGAAGAUCAAACAAUUAGUGAUGAUGUGAGACAUAAACAAAACCAUGAAGAAAAUGUUUUUGGACAAUGGGGGUUUUUGAUUUAUUACAUUUUAUUAAAAGAUGGAAGUGUCACUAUUAAGCCAUUCGUCAAAAAAAUAGAUAUUGACAAAAGAAAUCAAAUAGACUUUUGUUCGGUAGAGGUUGGUGGAAAAAUUUUGUCUGCAGAAGAAAUUCAAAAACAAGUAAUCCCAAUGAUAGAUAAAUCAAUUAACCAGAGAUAUUUUACAAGGACUUUACGUAGGUAUGUUCAUGAUACUAUUAUGAAUGAGGUUGUAGAGUGGUGUAAAGAAGAGGCUAGAAAAGAAAAAAUUUAUAUAUCAACAAAGUCAUCAAAAAAAGCAAAGAACGAAAACAAACCACCUAAUACUAUAAUUAAUCGUGUCACCAUUAAUGGUAAAAAUUAUGAUAGAUAUUUUAUCAGAACAAACUGUGGAAACUGGUUAAAAGAGAUUCUUGAAUAUUUGAUUCCAAACCCACCACCUAAAAAGAACACAAUAAUAAUUUCAAAAAAAACUGUUCCUCCUAAUAUAGUUAUGAAAGAUAUGAGUCUUGAAAACUUCCAAACAAAUAUAAAAGUACCAGAAAGAAAUAUAACUAAUCCUUCAACAAUAACCAAAAUUAAUGGACAUGCAGGAUAUUAUGACUUAUGUGGAGAAUUACAUUUGUGGAAUUGUCAAUUGUAUCUGCCAUUUACCAUAGAAGAUAAAUUGAAACCACUUGAUUCAAUUCUUUCACAUAGUCAAACUAAUUUAUAA
Entamoeba nuttalli P19 is the source of this 837-nucleotide messenger RNA. RefSeq lists its product as hypothetical. NCBI's taxonomy places the organism in Eukaryota, Evosea, Mastigamoebida, Endamoebidae. The record is from RefSeq and is a predicted model, not a curated record. The coding region runs from base 1 to 837 and encodes 278 amino acids. The transcript has a single exon.